Linum tenue is the source of this 308-nucleotide messenger RNA. NCBI's taxonomy places the organism in Eukaryota, Viridiplantae, Streptophyta, Magnoliopsida, Malpighiales, Linaceae. The record is from the annotation of a GenBank genome assembly.
AUGAGAGAGGUGACAACUAGGGCGGGUCAAGAACUCAAGAUAGAGACAAUGCUGCUAUUAGAUGAAAUGAUAGUUUGCAGUUAGCGCAUGUUGAGGAGGUCGAGGUCUUGCGACCAGUCCAGUCAAUAUUCAAUAAUCGCUCACAAGAUUUCAUCAGUGCACUUGAAGUAGUGUAUUUUCACUUAUAGUUGAACUAGCUUAUAACUCGACGGAGGAGCUGAGCUGAAUAUUAAAUCUACGGGUUAUCCCAAUAAUUCAAUAUUCGGCUCAGUUCCUCCGACCAACGGGUCGGGUUAUAGGCUAGUUUU